Fusarium vanettenii 77-13-4 is the source of this 1650-nucleotide messenger RNA. RefSeq lists its product as uncharacterized. The record is from RefSeq and is a predicted model, not a curated record. The transcript has a single exon. Bases 1 to 1650 code for a protein of 549 amino acids. Lineage: Eukaryota; Fungi; Ascomycota; Sordariomycetes; Hypocreales; Nectriaceae.
AUGGUACUCCUCAAGCUCCCUUGGGGAGCAGACAGUCGCCAAGACGCCAUGGAAAGUUUCUACGGGGCCAGCCCGGAGAAGUCACCUCCCAGAGCCUCUGUCACCCCACCAGUACUCCCAGUCGAAAUAUGGCAGCAAAUCAUCUUCUACAGCAUGGAAGGUAUCUCAGUCAGAGACGCGUUUCGACUUCGUGUUGUGAGCCGCGACUUUUCUUUGAUGGCCAUGAAAGCCAUCUAUGAGUCAGGAAUAUUACGCCGCUGCUGGCAUCUCCCCGAGGGAAAGCGAAGGAACAAGUUUUGGGUCGACUAUCUCACUGCCAGAGUUAUGAACAAGGUCUUAACACUACAGCCAAGUUCCGAACAUCUCUGGCUCAGAGCAAUUGCUGAACGCAUCUUGGAAUGGAGGGAAGAAGAAAGGGCACGAGGAGACAGGCUGGACUGGAGUGUGAAGGACGAGGACGAGCUUGAGAAUAUUGUGCGUCAAAUUUCCGAGUUUGCAGCGUUCCAGGGUGAGUUCAGCGAGCCGCUGAACUUUUAUCUUGGGUUGCGAACAUGUGGUAAGCCCUGGGUUCCUAUGCUGGUGCUGGACGAGAGAUGCGGACUGUUUCGAGAUGCAUUACUCGCAGUCGCAGUCUAUCUGAAUGAAAUCACUUUUCUUCAUGAUAGACUCGACGCUGGCAGCAAAGUCACCUGCACACACCACCCUCCCCUCGAAAGGCAUAAAGGCCAUUACCGUCCGGCGCCUUUCAAUUGUCACCCGAUCUACGAAAUCUAUAACACUGAGAGGUUCGGCCGCAAGUCGUCGGAAACAGAAGACGCUGCACGGUUCUCCUUUGGAUCCCCAAUCUCGGUCGCCAUGCGACUGAGAAGAACCCAAUGCCUUACCGCUCUGAUAAAGAGCUUAGAAGACUUUCCUUCUGAGCUCCUGCUAUGUAGGGCCGAGAUGAUGCGCGAAGCCGACCGCUUGUGCAACAUGGAGUAUAUGCAUCUGGCGAUAGAAGCCGAUCCGCCUUUUACGGCAUGUCCAGCUGUCAGGCCGCGUGAUUAUGGAUUCUACGACGACACGCGAAAGGAGUACGCGGUCAAAAUUUUCCGCGAUUUUUUCAACACCACCACCUUCCUCGAGGUUUUCGAUCUACUCUACCCAAUCAUGACAGCAAAUUGCCAGGCAGGCGAGGUUCCAUAUUGGGAUUAUUAUAACUCCAGAGAUGACUUUGCACGCUGGGGAACAAAGAGGAUGUACAGAGCAAUCCGCGAUGGAUGCUUGCCCAUCGUCAAGAGGCUGGUGCAGCUCAAAUUCAGUAUCGGGCCGCAGCCCAUGGUAGAAGCUCUCGAGAGCGGCUACGACUGCAUGGUCGAGUACUUCCUUAGUCUGGGCGUGCGGUUCGACGGGGCUUUGGCUGUUCCUGCAAGAACGGGAGACGUGCAGAUGGCCCAGCUCCUCUUGGAUAAAGGAGCUGGAAAAAAUAAGGAGAGUGUACGAAAUGCGAUUGAGGAGGCUAUGAUACAUGGCAACGAGGACAUGGUCAUGUUCCUCAUUGAAAAGGCCCCGGCAAAGGGCUUGUUGAACAAAAAGGCAAAGGCAAAUCUGAAGCGUGUUCUGGGGUAUAAGAACCAGCCAGAUAUGUUGCCUUUACUAAAGUUGCUGUAA